Molecule: messenger RNA, 1960 nt
Organism: Momordica charantia (bitter melon)
Lineage: Eukaryota; Viridiplantae; Streptophyta; Magnoliopsida; Cucurbitales; Cucurbitaceae
Gene: QPT
Product: quinolinate phoshoribosyltransferase
Biological process (GO): quinolinate catabolic process; NAD+ biosynthetic process
Cellular component (GO): cytoplasm
Molecular function (GO): nicotinate-nucleotide diphosphorylase (carboxylating) activity
Source: RefSeq, a predicted model, not a curated record
CCUCAGUCUGAACUGAAGACAAGACGCCUUUCUGGAAGCAAGCGUUUCAUUUAUCCCUUCUCCUUCUCCUCCCUUGUCAUUUAUCACGGAUGAACCCACCCCUCAAAUUCUCAAUUCAUUCCCCUACUCGAUUCCCCCUCGCCAUCAAUUUCUUCCCCCUCGACAUCUUCAGAGUGGGAAUUUACAGAGACCGCCAAAGCAAGAUGCAUAUACUGAAUUUGUAUAAACCCUCUCCCGGACUUCUUUGGAAAUGCUGUGGACCUUCAGAUUUGCGGAGCUACUCUAGUGGACUGAUACAAAUCUCUACCUCUACUGCUCACGGCUUGGUUUCCAGGAAAAUUACUGCAAUGUCUGCAUCUGUGACAAAAGGUUCUGGGAUAUCAAUUAAAUCGAUGGCAAUACAGCCUCCAUCUCACCCUACCUAUGAUUUGAGAGGCAUCAUCAAGUUAGCCCUUGCAGAAGAUUCUGCUGACUUCGGUGAUGUAACAUCUCUGGCAACCAUCCCUUCAGACAUUGUAGUGGAUGCUUUCUUCUUGGCAAAAGAGGAUGGCACUGUUGCUGGUAUUGCUCUUGCAGACAUGGUAUUCCAGGAGGUUGAUCCUUCUAUUAGGGUGGAAUGGUCUCAGAAGGAUGGGGAUUAUAUUCAUAAAGGACUACAAUUUGGAAAAGUUUCUGGGCAGGCACGAAGCAUCCUUAUAGCUGAAAGGGUGGCACUAAACUUUAUGCAGAGGAUGAGUGGAAUUGCAACUUUAACUAAGGCAAUGGCAGAUGCUGCAAGCCCUGCACGUAUUCUGGAAACGAGGAAAACAGCCCCAGGCUUACGUUUGGUGGAUAAGUGGGCGGUGUUAAUCGGUGGAGGUCAAAAUCACCGGAUGGGGCUAUUUGAUAUGGUGUUGAUAAAAGAUAAUCAUAUAUCAGCAGCUGGAAGCAUUAUAAAUGCCAUUAAAUCUGUUGACUUGUAUCUGCAACAAAGAAAUCUUAAAAUGGACGUUGAGGUUGAGACCAGGACUCUUGAGGAAGUACAUGAGGUACUACACUAUGCAACUCAAAAGAAGACGUCCUUGACUAGGAUGAUGUUGGAUAAUAUGGUAGUUCCACUCCCAAAUGGCGAUGUUGAUGUGGCCAUGCUUAAGGAAGCUGUUGACAUUAUCAAUGGGAGAUUUGAGACCGAGGCUUCAGGAAAUGUUACUCUGCACACUGUACAGAAAAUUGGACAAACUGGGGUUACUUACAUAUCCAGUGGUGCGCUGACACAUUCUGUGAAAGCUCUUGAUAUCUCUCUCAAGAUUGACACGGAGUUGGCCCUUCAAGUUGGAAGACGUACAAAGCGAGCCUGAUUGGAUCCCCACGUAUUUGGGACCAGGGGAGGUGCUUUGGCUUCCACCACUUUUACUUUUUACCUGUGAGUUCUCCAUUUCCUGUGAAACAAACCAUUAAAUAAGACCGGGUCGAAAAAUUUCACUACUAGACGAGUACCAUAUUUCUUUUGUUCACACUAUAAUUUUGUCUCGAUAAAUAAUUUUUAAUGUUGGUGGACUCAUAGCAAGCAACGAAGAGAAAGAGUAUCCAUACUCUCGGAAUAGUACCAGGGUUGAAAUAAAUCGAACCAAUCUGAACCGAACCAGUUCGGUAGUACCAUGAAAUUUUCCCUCUCUUAGCCGCCAACUGAAACUUUAUCUCAUCUAUUAUUUGAUCUCCAACCAAAAGUUUUUUCCUUUUUAUCAAUACCUCUCUCUCUCUCUCUCCUGGUUGGUUCUGACUGAAGUUAUAAUUGUAGUCAAAAUGUUGAAGGGGUGAGACACGAGAGUUAUGCUUUUUUGUGUACAAUACUUGACCCACUUUUAUAGGACUAAGAUGUUGGCUUCUAUAUUUAUUUUAUAUUUACUUUUUCUUUGUUUAAGGGAUCAAUCUUAUUUAAAUGUCAAAUUUAAGUAUGGAAGUUUAUAAUUAGUUGGAUUAA